AUGGCGCCAUCUGGCUCAACUCCCUCUCCCCCGAGCCACCCCUCGCCGGUUCAUCCGCUCGCCGCGCUUACGCUCCAGCAACUCACCGCCGCGGGCCUCCCCCCACAGCGCGCCGAGCCGUUCCUCCGCGCCCUCACCGCCCUGCUCCACUCCUGCGCCGCAAACGGCCUCUCAAUUCCCGCCACGUGGCAGCAUGUGGCGCGUUCGCUGCUGCGACCCGACGUGCCGUUCCCCCUGCACGAGCUGCUCUACGCGUCCGCCUUCGCCACGUGGCCCGAGCGCGCGCUCGGACCGCCGCCAGUGUGGACGCCUGCGCGGGAGGAGGCGCGGCAAACAAAUCUAGGCCGCCUGCUGGACAGCAGCGAGGGCAGGAAGCUUCUCAGAAAGCCCCGACACGAGCGUGUGGACCUGGCGGGUGAUUUCGCGCUGUUGCAGCGACUCUCGUACGACCGACCAGAGCUCUAUUGGCCAAUCGUUCUCCGCCACCUGGGCAUCAUCUUCCACAAGCGCCCUCAGAAGAUCUUCUCCCUGCCCGAGGAUCCCAAGGAACACUUUCAGCUGCCCGGAGGACGCUGGUUGGUCGGGGCAGAGCUCAACAUUGCAGAGAGUUGCCUGGGCGGCGUUGGGAGCUGGGGGGGGAGAGGGAAUGGGGGGGCAGAGGGAGAGGGCAGAGGGAUGGGUGCGGGGAGGAACGGGCUGGCAGGUGCUGCAGGGAGGGAAGGAGGGGAGAGUGCGGGGGAAGCAAGGGGGGAGCGGGUGGCGGUGGUGUGGCGGGACGAGUGGGAGGAGGGGGCAGCAGUGCGGUGCAUGACCAUUGGCGAGCUGAGGCAGCGAGCAGUUGCCGUCGCCCAGUCCCUACAAGCACGCGGCAUCCGUCCAGGCGACCCUGUGGCACUGGCGCUGCCAAUGACGGUGCACUCACUGGCGGCCUACCUGGGCGUGCUGCUGGUUGGUGCAGCCGUGGUGUCCAUCGCUGACAGCUUCUCUGCUCGUGAGAUGGCUGCCCGCUUGAAGAUUGCAGGAGCCAAGGCCAUUGUCACUCAGGACUUCAUUCCGCGUGGUGGAAAGCUGCUGCCACUCUACAGCCGGGUGGUGGAGGCGGGUGCGCCGCCCGCCAUUGUGCUGCCAGCCACUGAGGGAGCGCCACGUGCCGCGCUGAGAGAGGGCGACGUGUGGUGGAGCAGCUUUCUGGCUGAGGGGCAGCGAGCAACAGAGAGCAGCACUAGCAGCAUGCCAGGUGUCAGCAUGCCAGUGGACGCCACCAUCAACAUUCUCUUCUCCUCUGGCACCACUGGCACCCCCAAGGCCAUCCCAUGGUCGGCGCUCUCGGCCAUCAAGGCGGCUGCAGACGCGUGGGCGCACCACGACCUCAGGGGCAUGCAGUGCGGCACACAAGGGCCAGAGGGGAGUGAGAGGGAGCAACAUGGCAGCGCGCAGGAGCGGCAGCAGCAUCAGCGGGAGGGAGGCGACGUGGUGUGCUGGCCCACGAGUCUGGGGUGGAUGAUGGGUCCCUGGCUGCUCUUCGCCGCUCUGCUCAACGGCGCCUCCAUCGCUCUCUACAACGGCUCGCCACUCACCCAAGGAUUUGCACGCUUCGUGCAGGAUGCACGUGUGACGGUGUUGGGGGUGGUGCCCAGCCUCGUGCGCUCCUGGAAGGCAUCUGGCUGCACCGACGGCUGUGAUUGGUCGCACAUACGCCUCUUCUCCUCUACGGGAGAGGCCUCCCUCCCCUCAGACUAUCUCUGGCUCAUGUCACGAGCACGCUACCAUGCACCCAUACUGGAGUACUGUGGGGGCACUGAGAUCGCUGGGGCCUUUCUCACCGGCUCCCUGCUGCAGCCCCAGGCGCUCUCCUGCUUCAGCACCCCCGCCAUGGGGUGUAGAGCGGUGCUGCUGGGUGCAGAGGGGGACGGGGGUGGGGGAGUGGAUGGGGGCAGUGGUGGGGGGGCGAGAGUGGUGGAUCCUGGGGAGUGGAGGAAGGGGAGUGGUAGUGGGGCGGGUGGAAUGGAGGGCGGUGAUUGGCUGAUGGGGGAGUGCGCGCUGAUGCCUCGCAUGCUGGGAGCUUCGUGGAAGCUUCUGAACGCGGAUCACUACAGGGUCUACUUUGAAGGCAUGCCGGAGUUUCACGGCCAGCUACUAGUCCUGCCUCCACUGCUCAUGCUUCUCUGGGCCACUGGACUUGGUGCCAGCAGUAUGCCCCCAUCACCCCAUACCCCAUCACCCCAUACCCCAUACCCCAUCACCCCAUACCCCAUCACCCCAUACCCCAUCGCCCCAUACCCCAUCACCCCAUACCCCAUCGCCCCAUACCCCAUCACCCCAUCACCCCAUACCCCAUCACCCCAUACCCCAUCACCCCAUACCCCAUACCCCAUCACCCCAUACCCCAUCACCCCAUACCCCAUCGCCCCAUACCCCAUCACCCCAUACCCCAUCGCCCCAUACAUCAUCACCCCAUGGCCACCACUCAUCCCCCCUGGUCCCUUCCAGCGGCUGCGGCGGCACGGGGACGCGGUGGAGUGGGGGGUGGGGGGCUACUGGCGCGCACACGGGCGCACUGAUGACACCAUGAACCUGGGUGGCGUCAAGGUGGUGGGUUGCAAGGUGGAGUUGUGGGGGGCAAGGUGGAGUUGUGGGGGGCAAGGUGGAGUUGUGGGGGGCAAGGUGGAGUUGUGGGGGGCAAGGUGGGGCUACUGGCGCACACACGGGCGCACUGACAACACCAUGAACCUGGGCGGUGUCAAGGUGGGAUCGGUGGAGGUGGAGCGGGUGUGCAACACGGCCCACCCUGCCGUGUCAGAGACUGCAGCCAUUGGCGUCGCGCCACGUGGUGGCGGGCCAGAGGAGCUGGUGGUGGUAGCGGUGAUGCGAGGAGGGGGAGGGAUGGGGGAGAAGGGAGAGAGGAGUGAAGGGAAGAACGGGCCGGAAGGGGGGGUGGUGUCGGAGGAUGAUCUGAGGAAGGUGUUUUCUGGUGCUCUCCAGGCCCACCUGAAUCCGCUCUUUAAGGUGGCAGCAGUGUGGGUGGUGCCAUCGCUCCCCCGCAAUGCAUCCAACAAGGUCAUGCGCCGCGUGUUGCGAGACCUCUUCACCCACCGCCAUCGCACCAUGCCUGACACCACACACCCCACUCGGGGUCUUGUUGGAAUCGCAGGCCGAGCUACCUCCCGCCUUUAA
This is a messenger RNA of Closterium sp. Naga37s-1, 3174 nucleotides long. The record is from the annotation of a GenBank genome assembly. NCBI's taxonomy places the organism in Eukaryota, Viridiplantae, Streptophyta, Zygnematophyceae, Desmidiales, Closteriaceae.